UCAUUCUCUCACAGCCAGAGCGGAUAACGAAAGCGGAGACCAAGAUCGAAUAGAACGGUCGAGCAACACACGGGAUAUAGCCUACUUCAGGUGUUGAUAGAACAUUGUUUGCGUCGACCGUUUGUGCGUCAACUAUUUGGAAGUGCCAGGAUGUCCAGUGAGGUGCAGCCCAGCUCGAGGCCAGAAGACAGUCCCAACACAAGUGGAGGCAGCUGGGACGCGGAGCAGAGAGAGGUGGCCCCUCCGGGUCAGGAGCAGGGUCAGGAGCGAGAUCAGACAACGCCCAAGAAGAAAGAGGCCAAGAUAUCCAGCAAGACCGCUGCCAAGCUCUCCACCAGCGCCAAGAGGAUUCAGAAGGAGCUGGCUGAGAUAACCUUGGACCCGCCACCUAACUGCAGUGCGGGUCCAAAAGGAGACAACAUCUAUGAGUGGAGAUCCACCAUCCUGGGACCACCAGGCUCUGUGUACGAGGGAGGAGUCUUCUUCCUAGAUAUCGCAUUCACACCAGACUACCCCUUCAAACCACCCAAGGUGACGUUCCGUACCAGGAUCUACCACUGUAACAUCAACAGUCAGGGUGUGAUCUGUCUGGACAUCCUGAAGGACAACUGGAGCCCCGCCCUCACCAUCUCCAAGGUGCUGCUGUCCAUCUGCUCCCUGCUCACUGACUGCAACCCUGCUGACCCUCUGGUAGGAAGCAUCGCCACCCAGUACACGACCAACAGACCAGAGCACGACAGGAUAGCCAAACAGUGGACCAAGAGAUACGCCACAUAGACUGACAUCAAGGAGCUCCACCACCCUUCUCUGACCCACCUCCGCCACCCAAAAUCUGUUGAGCACACCCAUCCCUCGCCCCUCCGCUCCUAGACUGGUCCCAAAUCUGUUUGUGCUGUAUAGCCAACUCCUAUGGUCAUUGCAUGCCAAACAAUUAAUUAAUAAUGGCAUGUUUGGCAUGACAAUGACAUUUACAUUUUAGUCAUUUAGUAGACACCCUUAUCCAGAGCGACUUAGUUAGACCCAAAUGUGUGGAAGCACACCCACCUCACCUGAUCCCCCCUCCUCAUCACAGGCGGCUGGUGGCACUUUUAUUGGGGAGGACGGGCUCAUAGUAAUGACUGGAACGAGUAAAUAGAAAUGCAUCAAACCCAUGGGUUCCAUGUGUGUUAAUGCCAUUCCAUUUACACCAUUCCAGACAUUAUUAUAAGCCGUCCUCCCCUCACCAGCCUCCUGUGCUCAUCACACCUUCAGUUCACCCCCACUCCCCCUCCUCUGAGAACAUGAACUUGAUCGCUUCUUUUUUUUUUUAUACAAAUAGUAUAUUGGAUUUUUUUCCCCAAUACACUGAAUGUUGAUAUGGUCACGAAAAGCUUUAAUACUGUUAUUCUUGUUGUUGUUAUUGUUUGUUGUUAUUAUUACUACAUUGUUUAUUGCAUUAUCAUCGUAGGCCCUUUUUAUGUGAUUGAUGAAAAAUGCAUUCUAUUCUAGAGCAUUCUAGAUACAUUCUAUUGAUACAGUCCAUGCUGAGCGUUUUUGUUUAAGAGGUCAUCUUCAGUUAGAGCCUGUCUGCAGAAUUAGUGUUUACAGAUGCAGAGUGGACCUUUUUCUAUGAUUUAAUCAUUUGUUGUUAUUAUUUUUCUGCCCCAAGAAGUUAUUGACAUGACAGUAAGGCUGUCUGGAUCUGUGUGUAGCUGGUCUUGCUGCUCACCUCCUGUGGUGCUAGUCAGCUGGCAGUGGUUUGCUGUACAUUUGCCUUGUGAGAAUACAUACUUAUUGAAUACUCAAUUAAACACUGGUUGUAAUGUUAA
Salvelinus namaycush (lake trout) is the source of this 1808-nucleotide messenger RNA. Its product is annotated as ubiquitin-conjugating enzyme E2 E2-like. Bases 151 to 777 code for a protein of 208 amino acids. Gene Ontology annotation, molecular function: ubiquitin conjugating enzyme activity. Gene Ontology annotation, cellular component: nucleus. Gene Ontology annotation, biological process: protein polyubiquitination. Lineage: Eukaryota; Metazoa; Chordata; Actinopteri; Salmoniformes; Salmonidae. The record is from RefSeq and is a predicted model, not a curated record. The transcript has 6 exons.